Molecule: messenger RNA, 765 nt
Organism: Lolium rigidum
Lineage: Eukaryota; Viridiplantae; Streptophyta; Magnoliopsida; Poales; Poaceae
Product: pectinesterase inhibitor 28-like
Exons: 2
Coding region: 1-765 (254 amino acids)
Molecular function (GO): enzyme inhibitor activity
Source: RefSeq, a predicted model, not a curated record
AUGCAUGUCUCAGCUCUCAUUCUGAUUCCUGAGGCGGAGAGGCUAGAGGAACACACCACUGACAGCGAUUUUGAGAGAUACAGUACACUACGUAGCUUGGCAGCAAUGGCGCCGGGCUCACCGGCUGUACUACCUCCAGUGCUAGCGCUGCUCCUCGUCGUCCCGCUGGUCGUCUCUACUGUAGGCAAAUCACCAACAUCGACAGUGCCGACAAUUCGAUCUCAGCGUGGCAAGCCGAACACCGUCACCUCGCAGCCGCUGGUGCGCGCUCUGGUGCAGUCCACCUGCAACGCCACCACUUACUACGACCUCUGCGUGGCCGCCAUCGUCGCCGACCCCUCCAGCUCCACCGCCGGCCUCCGCGGCCUCUGCGCCAUCGCGGUCUCCGCGGCCGCCGCCAACGCCUCCGCCAUCCAGGCAGCUCUGGCCAAGAACGCCACCAUGUCUCCAGGCUCUUCAGGCUCAGAUUCGCUGCCGGGCGGCGGUGUUGGGCGCGCGCAAGCGCAGGCGUCGCUCAUGUUGCGAUCCUGCGCGGGCAAGUACGGCGAGGCACGGGAAGCGCUGCUGGAUGCCCGGGAAUCGGUGGGGGAGGAAGCGUACGACUACGCCUUCGUGCACGUGAGCGCGGCGGCGGAGUACCCGGCUGUGUGCCGGACGCUGUUCCGGAGGAAGCGGGUGGCGUACCCUGCGGAACUGGCCAAGAGGGAGAAGGCGCUGGAGCACCUCUGCACCGUCGCCAUCGACAUCAUGACGCUCCUAUCCUAG